AAAACAAAGAUAAGUAAACAAAACACAAGAUGUAGUAGGGACCACUACUAAGCAUCUAAAAAAUAUUAAAACUAUUCAUGUGGACCCUACAAUUGCCAAUAAAUAAGCCUCUUCUCAUAGUCCAAAAUCUCCAAGUCCAAACACUCCCAAAAAAAAAAAUCAAAAAAUAGUUUUCUUGUAAUUUCAAACUUUCUUCCUCGAUCAAAGAAAUAACCUCAUAGUGUCGACAUUAUGGUGUGCCAAGAAGAACCAUUGGUGAACCAAAUUAAUGAAUUGUAUGAGAAAAUCUCAAGCCUUGAAAGUCUGAAACCUUCAGAAGAUGUCAACAUGUUGUUCACACAACUUGUAUUAACAUGCAUGCCUCCUAAUCCUAUUGAUGUCACAAAAUUAUGCCAUCAAAUCCAAGAAAUGAGGUCGAAUUUAAUUAGACUUUGUGGUGAGGCUGAGGGACUUCUUGAAAAACAUUUCUCUAAUAUAUUAGCGUCGUACGAUGUCCCGUUACAACACCUCGAUAUAUUCCCUUAUUUUAACAACUACGUUAAGCUUAGCUUGUUAGAGUACAACAUCUUGACACAAAACUCUAUCCAUGUACCAAAAAGGGUUGCCUUUGUGGGGUCCGGCCCGCUACCCCUCACAUCGAUCGUGCUCGCCCUUAACCACCUCCCCGACACCCGGUUCGACAACUACGAUAUCGAUGCGUCCGCCAACGAGAUGGCGGCCCGGUUGGUGGAACCCGACCCGGACUUGUCGGGUCGGAUGAAAUUCCACACUAAGGAUGUUAUGAGUUUGGGAAAAGAGGAACUUGAAGAGUAUGAUGUUGUGUUCUUAGCUGCCCUUGUUGGGAUGAACAAGGAGGAGAAGGUCAAGGUCAUCCAUCACUUAGCCAAACACAUGGCACCCGGGUCAACCCUAAUGGUUCGAAGCGCCCACGGGGCUCGAGCCUUCUUGUACCCGGUUGUCGAACCCGAAGACCUUUGUGGGUUCGAGGUGCUAUCAGUUUUUCACCCAACGGACGAGGUGAUCAACUCGGUCGUGAUCGCGAGGAAGGCCGAUGAUGAUCGGUCUUCCCCGGUGUAUUCAUUGGAGUGGGAGCAAAAUCACACACAUAACUUCUCUCCAAUAAGGUUACAAAGCUGCAAGUGUUUGGAGAUUCAACCAUUUAACCCUUUGAAUCAUGGCAAUAUUGUAGGAGAACUAGCCUCUAGUGCUCAUCAAUAAUAAGCCAAGCUAAAUAAAAGUGUAACACAUACGUACACUUCCUACUCUUGAUCUUGAAUUGCCAUUUUUGUUGUUCUAUCUAAUUAAUCUUCCUUUAUCACGUACCAUCUCAUUUGUUCAUCCCAACCUCACCCAACCCGACCCGACCCAACCCGACCCAUCCCAUUGUUGAUCUCUAUCCAUGGAUCAUCUCAUUUUCAUGGAAGGGAGUAUGUAACAUGUCCUACACAUAAAAUGUGGUCCAACCCUAGUGUUUUAAUUUGUCAUUGAUCAUCAUAUUUGGUUUCACUAAGUUUCAUUAAUCAUCCAACUUGCAAAAUGAAGCCAAAUUUGAUUUUCUUAAAUCCCGUGUUUUUUUAAUCAUUAAAAGGUAAGGUUGCGUACAUCUGGCUGCAACAUGAUCAAAGGGGGUCCGGUUAUAGUUAUUGUUGUGUUUUCAAAGUUUAAAAAAAUAAUAAUAAUGAUGUCCAAAUUUCCUUGGCACAUCUAUCAAGGUUGAUUUUAAUUGGGGUAGAAGCCCUUGUAAUUUGAUCUUGAUCAAGGUUACAUGAUUGGGUGUUUAUUUUAGUUGUUAUUCUUGGGAAGAGGUGCAAAGUUAGUUGGUCUAGUUGGAUGUUGAAUCUAAUUCUCAAUAAUUGGGAUGAAUGAUGUGACAAGCAGAGGAAAGAAGCCACAACAUGCAAUGGAAGCUAAUUAAGGUGAAUUUUCGUCAAUGAUAUAAUUCCUGGAUUUUAUAGGAAUUGUUUAAAAAUAAUUUUCAAGUCAUAUUCAAAGUAGAUAUUUGAAAUUAUAAAUUGUGUGGACUAUACAGAUUACUGUAAGUCAUUGCUGCAACUAGUUGUAUUUUUCAUUAGAAUAAGCAGCUCUAAUUAAUUUAAUCAUGUCAAACAAUGUUAUACUUAUAUAUGUAUAUGUAUGAUGUAUUAUUAUUGUAUGUGAUUUAUCAAAUUGGGUUUAGUGAUCAAA
This is a messenger RNA of Chenopodium quinoa (quinoa), 2184 nucleotides long. Its product is annotated as nicotianamine synthase-like. Gene Ontology annotation, biological process: nicotianamine biosynthetic process. The transcript has a single exon. NCBI's taxonomy places the organism in Eukaryota, Viridiplantae, Streptophyta, Magnoliopsida, Caryophyllales, Amaranthaceae. Gene Ontology annotation, molecular function: nicotianamine synthase activity. The record is from RefSeq and is a predicted model, not a curated record. Bases 232 to 1218 code for a protein of 328 amino acids.